AUAUCGAUUCUGAAAUUAGUUGUAACAAACAUGUCUGCGCCCAUGUUUGCAAGGUCAAAAAUGCUAAACUGGGAGUUUUCAGUGAUUUUACAAUGAAGGGCCUUUUAGCAAUGAAAUAUGUUACGGUUAUUACAACAUGCUGUUCUCCGAAACGUAUCUCCGAUCUGUGUUCCCCCUUCGAUACGUUUUUUCUCAAAGUUAGGAGCCCAGCGUACCUGGCCUAAAAGUACGCCCUGCUUCUGUCCACAUUUGUUACACCACAGACGGCAGGUACAGAGGUCACACACCAAAGAAAAUGUAGGGACAGCUAUUAACGCUCCAUUGGAGAAUUCCUCGUCGUGGAAAUCUGUGUACGAGACUGUGACACAGCCGUUUACUGCUGAAAGAGAUGAAACGUUUAGUGACACGGCCGAACUCUCCGUGCGGUACAUUACCGUGCACACAUUGUAUGAUUUCUAUGUUGAAUGCCCAGAUGGGAUUCUGUUUGACGUGUGUUAUGUGGACUCGCACCCUGACGGGGUGGGAGGGAAGGACAUUAAGACUGUGGUGCUUUUGCCCACCAGCCCAGGAUCUCACCUCGAUGUGUUGCCCCUCAUGAGACCCCUAGUUAGGGCUGGGUACAGGGUAGUUGCAAUCAAUUUUCCAGGUUAUGGAAAAACCAAUGCAUUUAUUAAAGCACAUGAGUUCAUCUUCCGAGGAGCUACUGAUGAGCGGACAGAUUUUCUUCUCCAAUUUCUCAAGGAGCUGAAAAUUGACAAGGUGGACAUGCUGGUAGCCCAGGGGUCAGGCUGCUACCCUGCAAUUGACCUGGCAGCAUCUCACACCUGGAUCAAAUCUCUGGCUCUUAUCUGCCCUGGGGGACACAGGGCAUUCCGAGGGGUCUCUCCUUAUCAGCAGGUCCAGAGAAUGGCCAUGAUGUAUGACAAACAGCUGUACAGGUUACCCCUGAUAUUAUGGGUGAUGGUGACAAAGUACGUACAGCGACAACCACACAGAUGGAAUGUCCCGAUUCUCCACAUCAUCAAGUCCAUUGUGGAGGCGGCUAACUACCAGUUUGAGAGUAUGGAGACCAAUAUUUUUGCUGUGGUCAACAGACAGCUUCCAGUGACAUUUGUGUAUUCCGGUCAGGAUUCCCUUGUAGAGACAGAAAUAUCCAGGGAGCUGGCCGUCGCCCUGAAACUCAAACCAGAGGAGUUUGCUCAAGUGGACAGUGACAACUAUUUCAUUUAUCCAGAGAAAAAGAAAUCAACGAGAGGUCUAUAUUUAGAAACAGGAAGGCACAACCCCCUGAAACAUCAGAGACAUUGUGAUGUGAUAGCAUUAAUGCUUAUAGAUGAAUUGAAAAGGACAACAAAGAAUCUAUCAUGAUUUUGCUUAAAGCAGUUGAAUAUAUCAUCUUACUUUAUCACAAAUGUGGUGUGCAAGUGAUAACAUUUCCAUUUUUUGCUUACCAGUUUGGUAAUUAAAGAGAUGCAACAGCU
Ostrea edulis (European flat oyster) is the source of this 1481-nucleotide messenger RNA. RefSeq lists its product as uncharacterized. The record is from RefSeq and is a predicted model, not a curated record. The transcript has 6 exons. NCBI's taxonomy places the organism in Eukaryota, Metazoa, Mollusca, Bivalvia, Ostreida, Ostreidae. The coding region runs from base 118 to 1368 and encodes 416 amino acids.